AUGCAAAAGAGGUCCUCCGAGCAAAUUCCAAUCCAUCUACCAACCGCAUCUACCAAUACUGUCAAAUCCGUCCAUCCCAGCAGCACAUCCACCGCAGCAAGCAGCAAACCCCCAAGUAAGCAACGACACCAUCUUCGUAGUAAACCCUUUCGGGACGCCGACUACCAGAACCAGCGUAGCAUGAUACCCAAAACAAAAGUGCAAGUCCUCUCUAACGGAUCAGAACGAAGAGGCGGUGCAACACCAACAAGAUCCGAAGACCCCAAAGGCACUGUCCUACCCAGCCGCCCAGUCACCGCUGACUCACAAGAAGAGCAAUCAGAAAUCGCAAAGAAACUCGGCGAAUCACCCGAAGGCGACUCUAUGAGCAACUCUGGAAAUCAACAUGAACUUCAUCUGAGAAACCUCAGUCCCAGCACAGAGAAAAUCCCAUCAAGGAACCCGAAGGAACCCGUCAGAUAUCUCUACCGCCCCAGUCAAGAUCUCGUUGAGAAGUUCGCCACCCGAAGGCGACUCGGCGAACAACUCGUUGAGCCCACAGGAAACCUCAUCUACACUUUCGUCGCACAGAAGACCGAACAACAGGUCAAAACGCAAGUUCACCAUCCCCGGCUCAGCAUCACCAAAGUGACCGAACAACGGAUCAUAGGAUCUCUCUCAAGCCUAGGACCAGCAUCUCCUCCCAUCAGCCGACAACCUCAAGAGGAACCUAUCAGAGUCCCCCGAAGGAGUCUCAACAAGGCCCUCAAACGAGAUCGCCAACUUCUGAAAUUCGAGGCCAAUCUUCGGACAUGGAAGUUACCCGCAAGAAUCUUCCACCAAACAACACCUCCCCACAAGCAGUACCCCUCCUUGGGCAUCGCUGCCGCAGUUCAGCACCGAAAGGUAGGUCGGAACGAAACAAGACGAAGAAACGGCUACUCCGGUACGACACAGGUCGUUCACCAUCAAUGCAGUAACGAAUCCCGCGCCGGAAAAACUUACGAAUUGAAACUUAACCUCUAG
Messenger RNA from Botrytis porri, 1005 nucleotides. RefSeq lists its product as uncharacterized. The transcript is spliced from 4 exons. NCBI's taxonomy places the organism in Eukaryota, Fungi, Ascomycota, Leotiomycetes, Helotiales, Sclerotiniaceae. The record is from RefSeq and is a predicted model, not a curated record. The coding region runs from base 1 to 1005 and encodes 334 amino acids.